AUGCUUAAAAACUUAUUCAAACUAAAUACUCUUAGAAGAAUUUCUAGUACAAAAUACUCAUUUAAUAUAAAUGAAUUAAUCAUAUAUAAUGACGAUGAUUAUAUUGUAGUUAACAAAAAUUAUGGAGUAUCUACCUUUGGAAAAUCAGAAAAAAAAGAAAGCAUAAAAAAAAAUUUACAUAAUUUAAAUUUAGAAAAUAUAGAAAAUGUUAAUAUAGUUUAUAAAUUGCAUAAUACUAUAUCAGGUUGCAUUUUGAUAUGCAAAAAUAAAUUUCUUAAAACUCAUAAUUAUGAAAAUAUGUUUAUAACUUUAGUAUAUGGAAAAAUAGAAAAAAAGAAUAAUGGAGAAAUCAAAUUACAUUUGAAAUAUUUACCUAAUUCUAAUAUUAUGAUUCCAUCAAAUAAUUAUGAACAUAUUAACGACCUAAAAAUGUUAAAAUAUGAUAUUAUUAGUAAUACUAUUUCGUAUAAUGCACAUGAUUUCACUAUUUUAAAAAUAUAUAUAAAUGCUAAUAAUUGCAAAUAUAUAAAGCCAUUAUUGUUUUACUCAUUAUAUACAUGUAUAGUGGGAGAUAAUGAAUACAUUAAUAUUCAUAAAAAAUUAAAAAAAGAAUUUUUUUUUUUUCAACAUAUAAGAAAUAUAAAAAAUAGUAAAAAAUUUCUACUAAAAAAAUUAAAUGACAAAAAUGAGAAUAAAGAAAAUCAAGAAUUAAAAUUACAUCUUCAUUGUUCUAAUGUAACUUUUCAAUCAACUUGUAACAAAAUUAUAUCUGUUUCAUCCCCAUUACCUGUACAUAUUAAAGAAACGUUAAAAUUAUUAGGUUCUACUAAUUUAAUUGAAAAAUUGGAUAAAAAAGAUCAAAAUGACAUUUUCACAAAUAAAUUAGACAAAAAAAAAAUAAGUAAGAAUAUACUUGGGGACGAAAUAUUUUUGCAAAAUAGUAGAGAAUUCAAUCAAGAAAAAAAUGAAAACUUUUAUGAUGCAUUAGAAGAUGAAGACAAUUUACAAAAGGAAAAUGAUGAAUUAUUAAAUGAAAUAUAUAAAGAUAAAGAUAAGAAAAAAAAAGAAAAGCAAAAAAUCAAAAGAGGAGUGUUAGCAAAAGAUUUUAAUAAACUAACAAGUUCCGAUGCACCUAUUUUCUUUACUGACGUUAAAUAA
Plasmodium gallinaceum is the source of this 1158-nucleotide messenger RNA. RefSeq names its product conserved Plasmodium protein, unknown function. Gene Ontology annotation, molecular function: RNA binding; pseudouridine synthase activity. The coding region runs from base 1 to 1158 and encodes 385 amino acids. The record is from RefSeq and is a predicted model, not a curated record. The transcript has 3 exons. Gene Ontology annotation, biological process: pseudouridine synthesis. Lineage: Eukaryota; Apicomplexa; Aconoidasida; Haemosporida; Plasmodiidae.